AUGUCAGUAGCUUUGGAGAAACCACUGAUUCUCCCCAACGACAAGGCGGACGCCGAAAAAUGGAAUCGGGACCUGAUGGAAGCCUUCCGGUCUGCUUUGGAGAAGGACCCCGCAACCGACCUUCUAUCAGUCGCCGGGAAGCGAUACCUUGCUGCGCAUCGAAUCGCCCAGUCUGCGGGUCUGUCUGAGGCAGGACAGCUUAAUCUCGACACCGUCUACGGUCUUCAAGAUAAGAUCUUGUCCCAACCCGAAAUCAACCUGCGAGAACAUAUCCCAUCCGACUAUGAUCGCCGAUAUAAAUGGGCCAAGCCAAAGAAAAACGACAAGGCUGCGGAGAAGGAGGCAGUUCCCCCGCCCAAGCGCUCAGAGCCGGAAGACUGGGUUCGUUGGAAGCUGGAGCCCAUCAACACCGCUUCAGUCACCUACCCUCUCUCUGCUCAGGCCUCCGCGCUUUUCGGGCAGAGUUCUUUUGCGGACGGAGCAUCCCUUGCACAAUCACUGAAAGACCUGAUUUUGAAGUCCGAACGACUAUUCGAACUCAGCAUCAGGACAGGUCUCGUCGUUAGGUGCAGUGAAGAGCUCGCGAUCAAGACAUUUCCCAAAAUUAGAGGUUUUACUGAAUACCACAACCUUCAAUAUCUGGCUGAGCACGCCCCCAACCUUCCUGUCCCUAAACCCCAUGGCUUGAUUAUGCUCGGCAAUAUUGGUGCUAUGUUCAUGUCCUAUGUCCCGGGCGUUGCUCUCGACAAGGCAUGGCCAAAAUUAUCCCAUGAAGCGAAGAUAUCCAUACAGAAACAGCUAGACGACGUCUUCUCUCGUCUCCGAAGCCUACGUCAAGACGACGGACCGGAACUUGGAGGCGUUCGCGGGGAAGGAGUAAAAGACUAUCGGAUUACGGAAAUUUUCGCAUACAAGGGCAUAAAGACCGCCAGAGGAUUUGACGAACUACAAUUCUCUGCGAAGCACCGGGCUAGCCCCUCUUAUGUGAAGUUGCUUCGAUCUUUCCUGGAAGAGGAGAAUCGGACUUUGCGAGGGUCUGUAUUUACCCACGGCGACUUGAAGAAAUCGAACAUUAUGGUGCAGCAGGAACCCGAAAACGCUGAUACGUACGUGGUAACCGGAAUCAUUGACUGGGAAGACAGUGGCUUCUAUCCCGAGUACUACGAGUGCACUACCUUGUCGAACGGACAAAGUAUCAUGUCAGACGAUGAUUGGUAUCUCUACGCACCGCACUGCAUAUCGCCUCUACGGUUCCCUGUCCGUUGGCUAGUUGACCGGCUCUGGGGUAAUCUUUUAUGGAGUUGGAGGACGGAUAUAGUCCGAUGA
Molecule: messenger RNA, 1326 nt
Organism: Aspergillus mulundensis
Lineage: Eukaryota; Fungi; Ascomycota; Eurotiomycetes; Eurotiales; Aspergillaceae
Product: aminoglycoside phosphotransferase family protein
Exons: 1
Coding region: 1-1326 (441 amino acids)
Source: RefSeq, a predicted model, not a curated record